UUUCCGACUCAGGCCGAGACUCGAGUGUGGCGCUAGCGUCGUGCGGUGGUGCUCUCGGCUCGCUCGACAUCCGGACAACUCGGCCGCCAUUAUGGUGAAGCUCGCCAAGAACGUUAAAAACCAACCUAAACCGAAAAAAAUGGCUCCCCCUCCACCGAAAGAAGUCGAUGAUAGUGAAGAAGAGGAUUCUUCAGAGGACGAGGAAGUGAGCAGUGAGGAAGAGAUGCUCGCUCAGAAGAAAGCAGUCACUCCAGCAAAAGCUGCUAACAAAAAAGCAGCUACCCCGGCCAAGAAGGCAGUCGCAACCCCGGCCAAGAAAGCAGUCGCAACCCCGGCAAAGAAGGUUGCUACUCCUCCAGCAAAGAAGACUCCAGUCCCUACCAAAGGAGCAAAAAACGGGAAGAAUGCAAAGAAAGAAGAGAGUGACGAGGAGGAAGAUGAGGAGGAGGAGGAGGACGAAGAAGAUAGUGAAGAUGAAGGUGAAUCAGAUGAGUCCGAGACAGAGCCUCCUGUGCCAGUAAAGAAGCUAGGAGCCCAGAUUGCAGCCAAGAAACCUGUAGCUGCAUCAGCUAAACAGGAGUCUGAAGAUGAGGAAGACGAUGAAGAGGACGACGAGGAUGACGAAGAAGAUGACUCUGAAGAGGAGCUUAUGGACACCACCCCAGCCAAAGGGAAGAAAGCCGUUCCAGCCAAGCUUGCCCCAGUAAAGGCUGCCGCAGGAGAUUCUGAGGAUGAGGAAGAUGAAGAAGAUGACGAUGACGACGAAGAUGAUGAUGACGAGGAGGAGGAGGAAGAGGAAGAAGAAACUGCAGAAAAAUCUGGAAAGCGGAAGAAGGAAAUGGCCAAACAAAAAGGCACUCCAGAUGCCAAGAAAAAGAAAAUAGAAGAAACUUCCUUUUCCCUCUUCAUGGGUAAUCUGAACGCGAACAAGGACUUUGAUGAACUGAAGGCUGCCAUCCGGGAUUUCUUUGCCAAAAAGGACCUGCAAGUCCAAGAAGUCAGAAUAGGCAACUCAAAGAGGUUUGGCUAUGUAGACUUCUCUUCAGAAGCAGAGCUGGAUAAAGCGCUAAAGCUCAACGGGAAGAAGUUCAUGGGCUUGGAAAUGAAACUGGAGAAGGCAAAGAGUAAAGAGAGCAUAAUAGAGAACAAGAAAGAGAGAGAUGCAAGAACCCUGUUUGUGAAGAACCUUGCUUACAAUAUAACCCAAGAGGACCUGCAGGAAGUGUUUGCGGAUGCCGUGGAAAUCAGGCUGGUGUUCAAGGAUGGAAGCAGCAAAGGGAUUGCCUACAUUGAAUUUAAAUCUGAAGCCGAUGCGGAGAAAGCAAUGGAGGAGAAACAAGGAAUGGAACUUGAGGGUCGUUCCAUCAUCCUUGACUACACAGGAGAGAAAAGCCAGCAGGGCGUUAAGCCACAGCCAGGUGCGGAGUCCAAAACCCUUGUUGUGAACAACCUCGCCUACGACGCCACAGAGGAAGCUCUCCAGGAUGUGUUUGAGAAAGCGUCGGCUAUCAGGAUCCCGCAGAACCCCCAGGGGAGGCCUAAAGGGUAUGCUUUUGUAGAGUUCCCCACAGUCGAAGAUGCGAAGGAAGCCAUGAGUUCCUGCAACAAAACAGAGAUUGAAGGCCGGACAAUCAGAUUGGAAUACAGCACUCCUGGAGGCCAAAACAGGAACUUCAACAGUAGAGGAGGAUUUGGCCAACAAAGCAAGACCCUCUUUGUGAAAGGCCUGUCCGAGGACACCACAGAAGAAACGCUGCGAGAGUCAUUUGAUGGUUCUGUCGGUGCAAGAAUCGUCACAGACAGAGACACGGGUUCAUCCAAAGGGUACGGCUUUGUGGACUUCAGCUGCCCAGAAGAUGCCAAAGCAGCAAAAGAAGCCAUGGAAGAUGGGGAGAUAGAUGGCAACAAAGUGACACUUGACUUUGCCAAGCCCAAGGGGGGUGAUCAACGUGGGGGCGGUGGCUUCGGCCGAGGUGGUCGAGGCGGACGAGGCGGCAGAGGAGGAUUCGGCGGACGAGGUGGCAGAGGCUUUGGAGGCAGAGGAGGCGGCUUCCGGGGAGGCAGAGGUGGUGGCGGAGAUCACAAACCACAAGGGAAAAAGAUAAAAUUUGACGAUUGAGUGGCUUGUUGUAUCUGAAAGGACUCUGGGGUUUUUAAUUCUGUCACCAAACAAUGACGGAGCCUUCUGAGGACAUUCCAAGAUGCGUCGCAGUCCCUUAAGAGUUACUUGGGAAAAAUUCCUUUCAAUGAAGAAACAGCCAUUUUGACUGCCUUGCCACACAUAAUGAACUUUUAAAGAGCAACAAGAGAUGUUGGGAGUUGACCUGUGUCCGUGCAUUGUCCCGAAUUUAUAAUGUUUUACCCCCAUGUACAAAAAAAUAACUUCCUUAUACAUUUCUGUAGUUCCUCCUUUUUGUUUAUUUCUUGCUGUAAAAAUGCAAAAUGUUUUAUCACUUGUCUUGGCACACUGUCGUGGACAGAUUAAAGGGCCUAAAUGGA
Messenger RNA from Eublepharis macularius, 2499 nucleotides. RefSeq names its product nucleolin (gene NUCLEOLIN). The record is from RefSeq and is a predicted model, not a curated record. The transcript has 15 exons. Lineage: Eukaryota; Metazoa; Chordata; Lepidosauria; Squamata; Eublepharidae. Gene Ontology annotation, molecular function: RNA binding. The coding region runs from base 92 to 2119 and encodes 675 amino acids.